AUGAAUCAACGAAUCCCCUCUGGCGUUGUUACGACUACCGAUGGGCUCACCACCGAGCUACAGCGAUCCGAGGCUGUGAAUCCCGAUGACAUCGCUCAGCUUUGGAAGGUCUACACUACGCAAAGCUCCAAGAUCCAGGAUGCCGUCGCCUGUCGACUGGAGAAUCUCUUUUGGCGGCUAUGGGCAGACCCAAAGCUGCAAAAAGGUCUUUCGGGCGUGACUCUCGCGAACUUGUUCAUGGCAAUACACGAAAGCAGAACAAUUCACGCCAUUCCACCGUCCAAGACCGACUUUUCCCGACCCAACGACACGUCCCAAGUGACCAUACUAACCAUCACCCACGAGCGUGAUGGAGGAUCCGGAAAGGGGUCGAAAAGCCCUCUUCCUCCAAUUCUCAAAAACUCGGCCGGCGCAAAGGGCCAGCCGCCGAGCGAGUCUUCUUCCUACAAAACGGCACGCAUCGUGAUUCCAGAUCAGCCAAGUCAGAGGCCAACAAAGAAUGCAGGGACGGCGAACAACAACAAAGCUACAGGUGGUCUUGGCAGCAAGCAGACUCGCAAAAGGCCGUCCUUUGCGGUAAACACGUCUGCAUCGUCCAGGCGCCGAGGCGUGUUCAUGCGAAGGAAAUCUCCUAUAACGACGCCGACGGUUGAGAUGGAAGAGCCUUUUCCUCCGGCGGUGAUUGAGCAGAUAGCUGAAAGGGAGGAAACUGAGCAAACUGAACAGACCGAGCCAGUGUCCAAAGAAGAUGCCGAACUCCCCUGGCGAUCCCUGUCCUACCUAAAGCCCAGCGACGAUGACAUCACAUCCAUACAGGCCUCCCUCGCGGCUUCUCCGUCAAGUCCGCCUCCUGCAACCUUUUCCGUCAGCAGCGUUGCGCGUCACCGCAGUCCAGAGGACCUUGAACACGGGCAGACGACAGCAGCAGCAGAAGUCGUAAAGUCCGACACAACCCUUGUCGACCGGGACUUUCGAACGCAUUUUGUCGAGCGUAAACGACACGAGUCUGUCGGCAGCAAGGGCGGAGCGUCUUCUUCGCUGACCUCGAAUCUCAGCUCUUCCCAAUUCAAAGAUCUCAUUAACUCAAACGCAAACCCUAUUAUUAUACCCAGUGUGUCCCGCAGUCUGUCGCCGGCAAAACGGCACAUUCUUUCUAGUAACAAUCCGUCAGCGCUAUCGCCGAGCUCGCCUCGCAAACGCGACAGGGGGCCAGCGCCCAUGGCCAUUAUCAGCACAUCUCAGACACAGUUUGCCCCGUCAUCGACGCAAAAGACCACAAGCGGCGUGUUUUCCGUGUCCAGGCAGUCUCAAGACAUUGGUGAACAGCUGACUAGUCUAAUGCGGUCGAAAUGA
Talaromyces rugulosus is the source of this 1353-nucleotide messenger RNA. RefSeq lists its product as uncharacterized. The transcript is spliced from 4 exons. NCBI's taxonomy places the organism in Eukaryota, Fungi, Ascomycota, Eurotiomycetes, Eurotiales, Trichocomaceae. Bases 1 to 1353 code for a protein of 450 amino acids. The record is from RefSeq and is a predicted model, not a curated record.